Mytilus trossulus (common blue mussel) is the source of this 4009-nucleotide messenger RNA. Its product is annotated as eukaryotic translation initiation factor 5B-like. Gene Ontology annotation, molecular function: translation initiation factor activity; GTP binding; GTPase activity. The transcript has 26 exons. The coding region runs from base 130 to 3840 and encodes 1236 amino acids. The record is from RefSeq and is a predicted model, not a curated record. Gene Ontology annotation, cellular component: mitochondrion; cytoplasm. NCBI's taxonomy places the organism in Eukaryota, Metazoa, Mollusca, Bivalvia, Mytilida, Mytilidae. Gene Ontology annotation, biological process: translational initiation.
GUCAAGCGUAGUUUACCGGAAGACAGCUGUACAUGCGACACAGAUUGAGAAUUUUUUGGCGAAAUAUUGACACAUGUUCGAGUCUGAAGCAUUUAUAAAACAUUUCUUUGUCAAAGGAAAAAAUAAGAAAUGGGCAAACCAAAAAAUAAAAACCGAAAAGGUCAAAAUGACGACUUUGACAGUGACAACGAGGUUGAUUUAGAUCCUUUAGCUAACCAAGAAUUAGAUGAGCCAGCCACAUCACAGAAACCUGCUGGAAAACAUAAAAAGAAGAAGAAGAAAGACGAUUGGGAAGACGAUGUUGCAGCAGAAAUUGAGUCAUUAUCGAUUGAAUCAAAGAAGGGAGUUAACUCUGAUACAGUUAAUGAGGACGAUCCACCUCCACAAAAGAUAAAAUCAAAAAAGAAGAAAAAUAAACACAAAAGUGAGUCUGAAGACGAAGGUGAGGAAAUGGAAGAAGAAAUAAAACAAGAGACAAAAGGAAAGAAGAAAACAAAACCAAUGGCAACCUUUGAUAUGUUGAUGAUGGAUGAUGAGAGUGGCGAUGAGAUACCUUCUGAUGAUGAAGAAGAGGAGACUCCAGUCAUAGAAACCAAAAAAGAGGAAGUUGUAAAAGAAAAAGAUAGUAAAAAGAAAAAGGAUAAAAAGAAGAAGAAAGACCAGGCUGAGGAAGAUAUUGAUGCACUUUUAGCAGACCUUGACAAACCUAAAGAGUCAAAAAAGAAAAAGAAGAAAAAUAAAGAUUUAGCCGGUGAAGAAAAUGAGGAAGGCAAUGAAAUAAAUGAAGAAGAAAAAUUGGCAGCUGAAAUUGAAUCAAAGAUGGCUGCUGUCAAAGUUGUCACUAUAGAUGACUUAUAUGAUGAUGAUGAAGAUGAUAAAAAGAAAAAGAGAAAAAAGAAGAAAGGUAAAACUGAAGAAAAAGAUGGAGAGAAGAAUGAGGAACAGGAAGGAGAAGAAGGAACGAAAGAAGAAGGAGAUGAGGAUGAUGAUGAGUCAACAGUGAAAACUGCAGCACAAAAAAGAAAAGAAAAAAGAGAUAGAGAAAAGCAGAAAAAAUUAUUAGAUAAGAAAAAGUCCAAAGGUAAAAAGGAACCUGAGACUGGAGGGGAGACUGCUGCAGAUGAUGCCAAGCCAGACGGAGAAAAAGGUGAAGAUGAAAAACCAGCAGAGGAGGAGGAAGAAACAAAACCAGGGAAAAAGAAGAAAAAGAAAGGAGAUGAGGAAAAAGAUAAGAAAAAGAAAAAAGCACCAGUUGCUAUCAUCAAAGCACAAUUACAAGCACUGAAGGAAGAACAAGAAAGACUUCAAAAAGAAGAGGAAGAGAGAAUCAGACUAGAGGAAGAACAAAUAGCACAAAUGGAGGAAGAGAAAAAGAAAGAACAAGAGAAGAGAGAAAAGAAGAAACUGAAAGAGAAAGAGAGGAAAGAAAGAUUAAGAGCUGAAGGAAAAUUAUUAACAGAUAAACAAAAACAGGAUAAAAGAAGAGCUCAGGAAAUGUUGGAAGCAAUGAAAGCACAAGGAUUUGAAAUUCCAUCUAAAGAUGAUGCACCUAAGAAAAGACCUGUUUAUGACAACAAAAAGAAGAAAAAACAACAACAACAAAAAGCAGCAGAAGCACAAGAAGAAAGAACACCAUCUCCUUCAGAAGAGACAACAGUAGAAUCAAAGGAUGAAGCAACAACACCAACUAUCGAGGAGGUGGAACCAGUAGCCGAUACCAGUACACAGGAGGAAGAGAAGGAAGAAGAAGGUGACGAUAUAAAAGAUGAUUGGGCGGCUGACAGUGAAGAUGAAGAGGAAAAAUUGAAGAAGACUGAAACAGAGAAACCCAAAGCAGCCCCAGUGACCGUGUCAGUGAAGACAGAGGAAGAAUCAGAAGAAGAAGAUGAAGAGGAGGAGGAAGAAGAGGAGGAGGAAAGUGGUGAGGAGGAUGAAUCAGAAGAAAGUGAAUCUGAAAGUGAAGAAGAAUCUUCUGAUGAUGAUCUUACCCCAGUAGAGAAAGCUAGAGAUAGAAUUAUGAAAAGAAAAGAAGAGGCAGAGAAAAAUAGAUCAGUUGACAAUCUCAGGGCACCUGUUAUCUGUGUAUUGGGUCAUGUAGAUACAGGCAAAACUAAAAUCUUGGACAAGUUACGAAGAACAAAUGUACAAGAUGGAGAAGCAGGGGGAAUAACCCAACAGAUUGGUGCUACAAAUGUUCCUUUUAGUGCUAUUAAAGAUAGUACAAAAAUGUGUAAAGAGUUUCAGAAAGCUGAAUUGAAAUUACCUGGAAUGUUGAUUAUUGAUACACCUGGCCACGAGUCUUUCAGUAACUUGCGAUCUAGAGGAUCCUCCCUAUGUGAUAUGGCUAUUUUAGUGGUAGAUAUUAUGCAUGGGUUAGAACCUCAGACAAUAGAGUCUAUAAACCUACUUAAACAAAGAAAAACUCCAUUUGUGAUAGCUCUUAACAAGAUUGACAGACUUUACCAGUGGAAACCUAUGCCACAGACUGAUGUGUCUAAUGUCAUAAAGAAACAAACUAAUCAGUGUAAAUCAGAAUUUGAUGAAAGGGCAAGAAUGGUCAUGACACAAAUGGCGGAACAGGGAUUAAAUACAGCUUUAUUUUAUGAAAAUAAAAAUCCCAAAGAAUUUAUUUCUCUGAUCCCUACAUCAGCCCACUCAGGAGAUGGUAUGGGAAAUCUUAUAGCAUUGAUCUGUUCCCUGUGCCAAACUCUGCUGGCCAAACGUUUAGCUUACUCAGAGGAAUUACAUGCUACUGCUAUGGAGGUAAAAUCCUUGCCUGGUUUAGGAACUACCGUAGAUGUGAUAUUGGUGAAUGGUAUACUGAAAGAAGGUGAUACAGUUAUUGUACCUGGUACUCAGGGUCCUAUCGUUACUCAAAUCAGGGGACUUCUCAUGCCACAGCCUAUGAAAGAGUUGCGAGUUAAGUCUCAGUGGGAACAUCACAAAGAAGUGAAGGCUGCCCAAGGUGUUAAGAUCAUUGCCAAGGACUUAGACCAUGCCUUGGCUGGAUUACCAGUGUAUUCAUCUAAUAAAGAGGAUGAGAUAGAAUAUUAUAAGGAAGAAUUAUCAGUGGCUUUGAAAGAAGUUUUAGGAUCUAUAAGAUUAGCAGAACGAGGAGUAUUUGUCCAGGCUUCAACUCUGGGGUCCAUGGAAGCUUUACUGGAGUUCCUAAGAACUUCUAAAAUUCCUUAUGCUGGAAUUAAUAUAGGACCUGUACAUAAAAAAGAUAUAAUGAAAGCAUCUGUAAUGUUAGAGCAUGAUAGUCAAUAUGCUGUAAUUCUGGCAUUUGAUGUAAAAGUGGAGCGUGAAGCACAAGAUUUAGCAGAUAGUUUAAAUGUGACAAUUUUCACUGCGGACAUAAUAUAUCAUUUAUUUGACAAAUUCAUUGCCUAUCGUGAUGAACUUAAAAAGAAGAGACAAGAAGAAUUCAAACACAUAGCAGUAUUCCCCUGCAAAUUACGUGUGUUACCCAACUGUAUAUUUAAUUCUCGUGACCCCAUUGUGUGUGGUGUUAGUGUGGAAAGUGGAUUCGUUAAAGUAGGAACACCAAUCUGUGUACCAUCACAACAGUUUCUUGAUAUUGGUAACAUAUCCAGUAUAGAAAAUAACAACAAACCUGUGGACAUUGCCAGAAAGGGAAUGGAAGUGUGUAUAAAGAUAGAAGCUGUCUCUGGUGACUCACCUAAAAUGUUUGGGCGACAUUUUGACCACACAGAUCUGUUAUAUAGUAAGAUAUCGAGAGCGUCCAUUGAUGCUGUGAAGGACCAUUUUAGAGAUGACAUGCAGAAGUCUGACUGGCAAUUAAUGGUUGAACUGAAGAAACUCUUUCAAAUUUUGUGAUUUAUUGAUAUCAUCAAUUCUGUAAAAACGUGAUCUUGUGUAUCUAUUUUAAUGAAUUUCUACAGAAGUUCAAACUAUGGUUUAAGAAUCAGCAGGGAAAGAGAAUCGCAGGGGCCCAAUACCCCAGGCUACUGAAUAUUUGGUUGGGCCCUGAAUUUAAGUUGAAUAU